GGCUGGUGCCUUAUUUCUGUCUGUGAGUUGCUUCGUGGGGGAAUACGCCGAUGGUUGUGUGGGAGGACGCACUAAAUCCAUUGACACUGACGAGGAGUAGGAAUUGUUUGUGAUCUUUUGCGUCUUACAGCAGUGUGACAUUUACAUGAGUGUAGGAGAUGUGGUGGGGAGGCUCAGAGGAAGAGCAGGUGGGGGACCCCCCACCUGCAGACACUGAGCCAGAAGCAAGCACAUCUACUGAGGACCCACUUGUGGUUAAACAGGAGCUAGGAGACCUCAAGGAGCAGUUUAGCCAGCAACAAGCCUUGAUUGGUCACCUGAAAACCAUGCUGAAGGACAAGGAUGCCUCCCUUUCAUCAAGAGAAAAGGAAGUGGAGGACCUUGCAGUCAGGUUAGCUAAAGUGAAGCCUCGACUCGAGAGAAGUGAUCCUAGGAAGAAAACAGUUCAGCAGUCAGAUAAAGGAGAACAGCAAGAGGCAGCUGGAGGUAUGCUGCUGCUCAAGCAGAAAUUAGAAGCAGGAGUUAAAAGUGGAAGUGAAGAGAAAUCAAUAGAGAAGAGGUUGCCAUCAUCUGAAAGUAGUAGCAGAGCAAAGAUUCUACUUCUCAGAAAACAGCUUGAAGAAAACAGACAGAAGUUUGAGCGUCAGCAAAAGGAUAAUGCGGAAAAAAGAGCAAGUAUGGAGGAGAUGAAACAAAGGAUAGAGAAGCUACGAUCAGAAGUUGAACAGCGAGACAGUCUCAUCCAUUCUCUUCAGGAAGGAAGCAGCUCUAUGACAGAUGAAACAAUGACACAAAAACUCUUGCAGCAAAUCCUAUACAAAGACAAUACUCUUCUUGAACUUACACAGAAGGUAGAACGUUUGGAAGAAGUAAUUCAGGAACAACGGGAGUCUUUAAAUGAAAAGGAUAGACUGAUAGAGUCAAGAACUGAAGCAGUGACAUUGGUUGCAAAGUCUGAGAAUGAGAAGAACUUAAAGACCUUACAAGAACUGGAAGAAGUUAGAUAUCAAAUGAAAAAGAUGCAGGAAGAAUUUAUUGCAAAAGAAGAGUCUUUUGUAAAUGAGAAAGAAGCUCUAACUAGGGAAAUUAAGGAAAAAGCCAAGAAAGUCAAACAGCUCGAAGACAACGGUCGUCGACUGGAAAACCUUAGAUUUGAGCUUAGUACUCGUAAUGCUGAACUUCAAGAAAAGAUUGUGACAAUGCAGGGUGACAUUAAAUCACUUAAAAGUCAGGCAGAAAUGGACAGGAAUAAUUCUGAAGAAAAAGAUGCUUUUGUGCAAGAUUUGAAGCAAAAAUUAGUUAAAGCAGAAGCUCAUGGUCAGAAAAAGCUCAGAGCACUUGAAAAACAACUUAAAAGCUUAAAAGUGGAUGGUAAAUCUGGCGAACAAAUACUGGAGCUGCAAAAUUCAAUUGCUGAACUAGAGGAGGAGAAAGGAAAUUUACAGCUGAAAUUGGUUGACUUUGAUGACUUAAAAGCUGCCAAUGAAAAAUUGAUUCUUCAAAGAAACAAGCUUGAGGAACAGAUAAAACAGCAGAACAAUGACCUAGAUUCACAACUUAGUGCAAUUACCUUGUUGGAAACUGAAAAAAUUAAACUAGUAGAGGGGACGAAUGAACGUGAAAAUCGCAUCUUUGAUCUUGAAACUGAAUUAGCAGCCACAAAACAGAGCUUAACAGAAAGUAAUCAGACGAUGGUUACUCUUGAGUUGAAACUUUGUGAAAUUGAGGAACAAAGGGAUAUGGCUGAAAAAGAAAAGGCAGAAUUAGAAAAUCAGAUGUCAGAGUCAAACAUCAUUUCUAAUGAUCAACUCAAAGCUGAAAAGGCCAGUCUGGAAGAAACAGUUCAGAGUAUUUUGAAAGAAAGAGAUGAGUGGCAAGAAAAGUUUACUGAUCAGAUUGCUACUGUUGAGGAGUGUAAAGAAAAAGCAAAAGGAGCUAUGCAGGAAAUGGAGGAGAAAAGUAAAGAAUGCAAACGUCUUAUGAAUAUUCUUACUGACAAAGAAAAUACAAUUACAACCAUGUCUAUAAGGAUAGAUAAACAUGAUGCAGUCAUUGCUGGUAUUGAAGAGAAAUUAUCAACAUCCAUAAAAGAAAGAGAUGAGAAAAAAGCUGAGUUAGAAGAAAUUAGUAUGGUGCUCAUGAAAGAAAGAGAAAUUAUGGAAGACUUAAAGUCACAGGUUAUUGCAAAAUCCACUGAACUUUCUUCCAAGGAAGAGGAAUUAAUUACAGUCAGGGAAAGGGUUGAAACUCUAAACAGAACUGUGAAUGAAAGAAAUAUAAAUGUACAGAAUCUAGUUGGAGAAGUUUCUUCUCUACAAGAUGAAGUUAAUGCAAAGGAGAAAUCUAUAAAUGAUUAUAUUAAUAAACUUGAGAAACUGGAAACACAUUUACAUCAGCAAGACACAAGGAUAGAAGAACUUCACUCGUUAUGCACACAGACAGAGCAGCAGCUAAAUGAGGAAAACAAAGAAUGUGUAAAAUUGAGGAAUGAACUCAUCAAUUUAUCUCUAAAAUAUGAAACAACAAAGUCUUCUCUAGAGACUGAAUUAAAUGUUAUGGUAUCUAUGAUGAAUGACUACAAAAACCAGAUUGAGGCAGCAGAUGUAGAGAUCAAAGUAAAAGAAAAAGAAAUACAAAAUAAUCAGACUGUAAUUUCCAAGUAUGAAGAAGAAAUUUGUUCCAAGAACUUGUUGAUAGAUGAGAGUGAGGCCAAGAAUAAAUCAUUGCAACAAAAUCUUGAUGAACUAAGCAUGGCUCUAUCAGAGAAGGAAACUUGUGUAUUAAAAAUGCAGGCUGAAAUGGAAGAACAUGCAAUUCAUAUUGAAAGCUUAAAUGAACUGAAUGCAAACUUGGAGAAAAAAUUAAUGGUGUUGCAAGAAGAAAAGUCACAAUUAACACAAAUAAAAGACAGUCUUGAAGAAGAAGUAAAUGAAACCAAAUCCAUAGUACAUCAAAAAGAAGAGAGCUUACUUCACUUGAACACAGAAAUAGCAAGUAAGUCUCAUGAAUUAAUGAAUGAAGUUGACUCUCUUAAAAUAGCACUAGAGGGAAAAGUUCACGAAAUUGCAACACUGCAAGACUCGGUUAGAAGCCUUACAGCUGACUUGGAGACGAGAGCAUCAGAGGUAGAGAAGUGGCAGACAGAAGCCUUAGAAAAGAGUAGCCAGCUGGCUGAGGUGACACAUACAUUGGACUCUGCUCGUCUUGAGGUACAAGGAAAAGAUUCAACAUUGAGUGAACUGUACACUUGCAUGGAACAGAACCAGGAAAAUCUUGCACUUGCUGAAGAACAGAGAAAUCAUGCACAAAGGCAGCUAUGUGAACUUCAGGAAAGCUUUAAAGUCAAAGAAAGGGAACUUAUAGAAGUUCAAAAUCAGCUAAGUGAGACUCAAGCAUCAUUGACAGAGGCAAGUCAACAUUUUGAAAAGUCACAAGAAAAACUGACUGCUGUUCAGACUGAGCUACAAGAAACACAAGGUCAGUGUCAGAAUAAUUCCUCUGUUAUAUCACAGUUGGAACAAGAACUGCUAUCAAAAUCAGCUAACAUGAAAACAGCUGAAGAACAAAUGGUUGACCAGUUACAGAACACCAAGAAAGAAUUAGAAAUAGUAAAUGCUGAACUGCAGACACAGAAAUCAAAGGUUGCUGAAUUGGAGGAAGAAGUUCAGGCAAGUAGACAGUAUGCUGAGAACUUAGAAGUAGGAUCAUCCAAAAUCCAGGAAUGGGCUACAGAAUUGCAGACAGAGUUAGAAACAAUAAAGAGAGAGCAAAUUUCUCUUCAGAAUGAACUUACAGAUGCUAAAGAGGAAUUAUCAUCAAGGAAUAAUCAGGUUGAGAACCUUCAGUUAGAAUUAGAACUAGAGAGGCAGACUGCACAAUCUCUACAAGCUGAACUUUCUCAUGCUGUCUCUCUCAGUUCACAGAGUGAAAGUGAAGGAAAAGCAGUUUCACUUUCUCAACAGCAAAAAAUCAGUCAGCUGGAAAGUGAAUUAUUAUUGGCUUCACAGACUCGUGAUCAGCUGCAGGCAGAAAUCGAAGACAAAAAUAAAUUUUUACAGAGCCAAACUGAUUUGAGCAUUGAGCUCAAUGAUAAUAUUGAAAGUCUCAAAUUAACCAUACAUGGAAAAGAUGAAGAAAUACAAGCAUUGCACAGUUCAUUACUUGAAACUCAAAAGGCAAAAUCUGAGGUUGAGAAUUCACUAAAGGAAAUUAAGGAAACGAAAGAACUUCUUGAGAGUAAUGUAACAUCACAAACACAUCCUUCAUGUACUGAGGACCAAAAAAAUAGCACAGUAAUAAGCCUGAAAAAUGACCUGACAGAAGCACAAAACCAAUCCAAACUCUUGGAAGCCGAGCGCAUUUCUCUCUAUGCCAAUGUGGAAGCACUUAAACAACAGCUGCAGGAGGCUCGUCAAACAAUUACCCUGCUUCAGACUUCCCUGGGCAGCUCAGCAGCAACAUCACAGCCUGAGUGGGAUGACUGGGGGGAGGUAGAUCUAGGCUCACCAGAUUCCCAGGAAAUUGUUCCUGUUGCAGAAAACAGUGAUGUUAUCAACCUUAAGAAGUCUCUAGCUGAUAAAGAUGAAUUGUUGAGAAUGAUACAAGAACAACUUAAAGAAGCUUUGCAGCAAGUAAAUACUUUUUCAGAAGAAAAGAAAGUUUUAGAACAGCAACGGAAAAGUGAUGAAGCUACUAUUGUUCAACAACAGCAACAACUGGAUCAAGAUCAGAAUGAACUAUCUUUGAUGAAAAAACAAUUGGAAAGCUUAAGUGAUGCUCAGAAUACUUAUGAGCAAACAAAUACAAGAAUUUCUGAGCUUGAGGAGAUAUUAGCUGGAAAACAGCAAGAAAUUGAAGUCCUUCAGCAGCAAAUUACCAACAAAGAUUCACCUACAGAUAUUCAAGAUCAAUACCAUAGUGUUACAUCAAAUACAGAUCCAAUUCAGGAAGCAUCCAUUAGUCAUUCCACUGGAAAAGUAAGUGCUGUUUGGCCUUCAAGUGAAAUAAGUGCAGGAGAGGAAGUAAAGCCACCAACAGCUGUGGGGCAUCAGGAAGCCACCAUGCAGUGGGAGCAACCUACUGAAGAAGAAUCCCUUUCUUUAUUGACCACAGCAAAUGUAGAAAGUAGUCAACAAGAUCCUGCAAGUUGGUUUGAUCAACAAGAUUUUCCAGUAACAGACACUGCAGCACCUCAAGAGCCUUCAGCUGAACCAUAUCCAGAACAAACCCAAACCCAUUCCCAGCCUCAAGUUGAUAUUGAGGAGAUGCAAUAUAAACUUUCCUGGUAUGAAGAACAAUGGUCCACCUGGACUGGCCACUACACUCAGUUGCAGACAGCUCAUGAAGAGGCACAGCAAAAGAUUGUUCAGUUAACACAACAGUUACAAGAACUUCAGCUUUCAGCAUCACCUAGUGUUGAUGUGGCUGAAAAGACUGCUUCCUGUGAUCCAGCAUCAGAUAAAGAUGAAGAUAUAUCAAAUAAGCAACAAAAAAUAGAUGAGCUACAGAACAAGCUUUCUGAGGUAGAGGCAGCUUAUGAACAGCUCAGAGAAGGAAACUCUAAACUGCAGGAAGAAUUAGAAAAUUUGAGGCGUCUCGAAGCACAAAUCGAUCCAGCGUCAGAUUCGGGUGUAAUCACUUCCCGCGUAGCAGAGGCCGAAGCAGAAGUAGACCGUUUGCGAGGGUUCGAGACUCAAGUGUAUGAACUGCAGAGUCAGGUUCAGGCACUCCAGCAUCAGUGUGAUGCCAUGCAAAACAAAUUAGCUGAAGCAGAACAUGAAAGGACCCGCCUCCAUGAAAUAGAAGUUCUUUAUGGUGAAUUACAGUCUUGCAUACAGGAGUCUGAGACCAAGAGGGAAGGCUCAAAAUCACGAGUGCAGGAGUUGGAACUAAUGGUGCAGUCAGCAGAGUCUGAAAUUGCACGCCUCAGAAACGAAAUUGUGGUGCUUAGUCAAGCCAGUGAGGUUGUGCAAAGUGAUAGAGAGAAACUCGAAACAGAUGCCCAAGGCAUGGGAGUGGAGAUGAGCAAGUUAGACUAUGAAAUUCAGCACCUACAGAGUGAGGUGAAAAAACAUAAAAAGGAAAUAGGAAGACUACAGAAUGACAAUGAAAUCUGUAAAACUGAAACUCUUAAACUUCAGACUGAAAAUGUUGCUUUUAAAUCUGAUAUAGAUAGAUUUAAACAGGAAAAUGAGAACCUUCAGAGUGAAAUUGUGGAAAUCAGAAGUCAAUAUCAGAGGUUAGAGCAAGAAAGUAAUCAGUUACGAAGUGAGUUGGAGGUCAUGGAAGGGGAACAUGGAAGACUACAGUGUGAUUACAGUGUACUUGAAGGAGAAAACAGUAGAGCAAGAGGGGAAUAUGAAGCUCUCUCUCAGGCUAACCAGAUGACUGAAGCUGAAAAGGAGAGUCUUGAGAGUGAAGUACAAAGAAUAACAGCUCAGAACACCAAUAUUGCCUCAGAAAAUAAACAUCUACGAGAUGAAAUUCAAAGACUAACAGAGGUCAGCACUUCAGCAGAAACAGAGAUCAAUCGUCAGAGAGUAGAAAUUGAGAGGUUUAGAUCACUCGACUCUCAUUACAGAGAACUGGAAGGAAAAUAUACUGAAUUGCAAAACCAAGUUGCCUCUUUAGAAACUACACCAAGUAGCAAAAAUGUACCUGCCUCUGAGCCAUAUGAUCUACUAGCAGAAGUUGACUGGAGUGCUGAAGGUCAAAUUGAAGACGAACACGUUUUGCAGUCCUCAGCUGACACAAAAUACCAGAAGGAGAUAGAUUGUCUGAAGGAGAAAUUGAUUACAUUAGAAAAGGAGAAGAAUAGUAUCUAUGAUGAACUUCAGGCUGCCAAAUUGAAGAGUGGAAAGAUGUUACAAAAGCUGAAGCUAACACAGAAUAAAAAUGAAGCUCUAAAUAAGGAAGUACAAAAGUUGAAGGCUAAAGCUGGAGGCUUCUCUGAUUUAGACCAAGCCUUGGAAGAGGAAUGGAAAGCUCAAGUUUCAAAAGCAGAGGCAGAGAGAGAUGAAAUGAAACAAAAAAUUGAUGAAAUGGAAUCGGAAAAAGAGAAUUUGGUUAGUCAGAUUGAUGUGCUAACAGCAGCACAAGAGAAGUACUUGGAGCUGAAGGAAGACCAAGACCACACACUGCAGCUUUUGAGGACACAUAACAAAGAACUGGAAGGCCAAGUGCAUGCUCUGGAAUGGAGGGUUUCAGAGUUAGAAGAGAAUCUUGAAGAGCAUCAGAAAACAGAAUCUCCAUCUCCAAGUUCUCCUGCCAUUGUUCAAAGCACACUAGAAACUAAGGAACCUACUCCACCACCAGAAGUUGGGACAUUGUCAAAAGAAGUCUCAGCCUUACAACAAGAAAUUACUAUCUUGAAGUCUGAAAAUAGCAGGUUGGAAACAUAUAAUAAAGAACUAGAGGAGAAGAUUGCACAGCUUAAUACUGAUAAUGAUUCCUUCCAGUCUAUUAUACAAAGUCUCAGAGAAGCUAAGGCUAAAGCUGAAAUAGAUAUCAAGAAUUACAAGACAACCUAUAUCGAACUAGAUUCUGAACACACAUCCUUGAAGAAAGAGAAGGAGAAAGUGAAUGAAGAACUUAAAGAGCUCACAUAUACCCACAACACUCUUGAAGCUGCCUACAACUCCAUGUUCUCUGAGUACAAUGACCUCCGUGAUGUUUGUGACAGCCACAAGCAUGAUGUAGGAAUCCUUAAGGGAGAGAGGGAUCGUCUUGUUGAGGAAGUUGACAGCCUGAAAAAGCAAUUGGUAGCAUUACACGAGGAAGAGGAGGAAGAGAUUAUUCGUGCCUUACAAGAUGAAUGUUUCAGUUUGCGGGAGCAGAAUAACUUGAUGCAUGAGGAGAACACUGCCUUAGAAGUCCAGGCCCAGGAUGCAAAAGAUAAAGCUACACGAGUUAAUUACGCCUUAGAACAGAAUGUUGAGGUUCAGAAACUUCUGCGAGAUGAGUUAACAAAGAAAGAUGAAGAAAUAUCCUUCCACAACACUACCAUUGAUGGACAAGACCGUCAGAUUACCUACAUGAAAGCUGAAAUUGCUGCCAUGAAGUCCAAGUUAGCACAGCAUGACCAGGCUGAGGAGAGCAAUGAGGAGCUGACACAAAGACUUCAGCAGCGAGUUGAACAGUUAGAAGAAGUUAAUCAACAACUGCAGCUUCAGGUUAAAGCAGCUGAAACUUCCCUCACAAAGUUAGCAAGACCAGAGCAAGAGGAUGGUGUUGCUUACACUUCUGUUAACACAAACUCAGAACUUGAAGCAGCUCUGGCCUCUCUACACCUGCGUGACUUACGAUGUCAGCAACUCUCCCUUGAGAUAACAAAGUUGCUCGAGGAAAGAGAUGCUUUACAACUGAAACUUAGUGCUUCCUUAAGGCAAACACAGGAGCUUAGUCGUGAAUUGAGUCUGAGUCACCAGCUCCCUGCACCUGCCUCUCCUGCACCUUCCCUCCACCAGAAACUUGCUGAGCUGAGAGAAUUGAAUGAUUCUCUGGAACAGAAAGCUUUAUCCAGCCUACAAGUAGCAUCUUCAAGUGGUUUAGCUCAAAGAGUAUCAGUACCUGGUCUGGCUGCUUCACCCAUGUUUGUGUCUCACACUGCCCCUCCGACUCCAACAGCCACCAGACAUGCUGACUACACACUUACUCGUGAAACCCAAGGGACGUCAUCUACACUCUUUGAUUGGUUAAUGGGGAAAAGCACACCACGGGUGAUGCAUGUGUGACCAAGGUUGAGGCUGAAUGGAACACAAGGGAAUCAUUCAUCUCUGAUCUAAGCUCGUAAAAAGUCUUGCCCUUCCACUAUUGUAAUCCUAGUAUUCCAUGGUAGGCCUAACUGUAUGUAUCCUAUGUAAAUAUUAGGAUAUAAACUGUGAAGAAAAAAGUGAUGGAUGAAAUCCUUGCCACAAAUAAUAUAUUGGUGACUGCUGUGUGAUGGUUUAGUCAAUAGUAUCUUAAAAUGUAGUAUAAAUAUAUUUCUAUUGUUGAUUCUUUGCAGUUGGUUGGCAAUAAAACCAACUUCAAAACCAUUAACAUUGUUAUUGAUAUUUACCUUUGAUAGUAAAUAGGGUUUCAUUAGUUAUUGUUAUAUUUAUUUUUAUAACGUACACUGUUUCAUGGCACAAACAUCACUGAGAAGUACUUACUACUAUAUCUUCUCCCAGCAUUGGCUGUUAGAUUGUAAGGAUGUUUUCUAUUUUCACAUUUUUUCCUUAUGAUAUGAAGCUUGGGUUAUUGACAGUGUGUUCCUGAGUAUUUCAGAGUUUGAGAUAGGAGAGAAAUUGUUCGAUAAUAUAUUGUCAGUUAGGGAACAAGACAUGUUAGGGAGCAUAAACAAAUGGGAGUGGGUUCAGAUAAAAGCUUAAGAUUGAAAAUGAAAAUGUAAUAAAUAUAUUUUUGUAAAUUAAAAAAACUACAUCAUUGCAAACCUGUUUCAUGCACUUAAUAGAACAUAUGACAAGGGGAUCAGAAGUACCAAAUGAUUUCUGAACAUAGGAGCUGAAAUAUUAAUGGAUAAUAAUGUGAUAUGUUGAGGCUUUCCCUGAUUUGGUAUCAACUUGAUCAGAUAAGAUGUGGGAAAAGGGAUGAGUCUGUUAUGGCAUAGUAGCGAUAAAGCAGUUCUGAAUCAGGCUCUGAAAUGGGGAGAGAGCUCUAGGUAUGCUUAGGCAAUUGAUUCAUGUACAAGGCAGGUCGUCAGAGAUUUAAUAUUGUCCUCUUCUUUUAUAGAGGUCCAGAGAAUAAGAAAGAUUCUAACUUAAGGAAUGCUGGUGUGUGUGUGUGUGUGUGUGUGUGUGUGUGUGUGUGUGUGUGUGUGUGUGUGUGUGUGGGAGCAUCUUGUCUGGGUUACAAGAAUAUAAGCCUGACAUAUACAUAGGUAGUAUGUAUAUCACAUGUAAAUAAUGAUAGUAAGUAAAAAGAAAUUACCAACCAUAAUCUGUAUUUCCUUCAGUAGCUUUAUCAUUUGUAAGUUUAAGUUGUAAUUUGGUGGAGCAGAGGUUUAAUAAAAAACAGUGUAGCAAUAAGUAAAAUAUUAAGGGGGAUGUCUUGUUAGUGAGAGGGAUGCUUUGAUAAUUAGAAUGAGAGAUAGAUGAAACUAGGACUAUAAUAGUGGUAGAAAGGGAGUACAAUAGUGGCUAGGAAAAGGUUAUGUAAGGAGGACUAUAGAGAACAGUAUGAGAAAGUAUUCAAAAGAUCGAAGGAAAUUAUUUGUAGAAAAGCAGUAGCUGGGAAGGGAUAAAAAGUAAAAGGUGUUUCAUUGCAGCAAAAGACUUGUGAAUAGAAGUAAGAUUAGUGUGCAAUUGAUAGAUGAGUUAAAAAAAAAAAAAGCAAUGGAAAAAAAAUGUAACUAAGGAAAAAAAAAACAGCAUGAGACUUUGAAAAGGUAAGUGAAGGGAUUGAUUAUAGAAGAUAAAAGGAGAAUAUAUACAUUUGGUUUAAAGCUGAAUGAUCAGUCUAAUGUCAACCACUUUUUUUAAGUAAAAAAAAAAUAAGAAAUAAAAAGGAGGAGCUUGGAAAUGUAAGAAUGAAGAGAGGGAUGAAGAUCUUGUAGAAAAUAAAGAAGAAAUGGAACGUCUUUGUAAGAGGAUUGUUUGAUGAAUGAGAAGGUAGUAGAUGAAGCAAUAGUGUUUAGUGGAAAAAAAGAGGUCAAGCAGGAAUAGGUAGGGAGAAAUAGAAAGCAUUACCCACAGUGAAGUGUGACAAAGUUGUUGGUAUAGAUAAAAAUAACUGUGUAAAUGUUAAAGAUUGUAAGUGAAGUAAUAGUACAUAUAUUGAAUGCUUCUAAUUUGUUACCCAGCAUGGGGGCAAAAUAUACUAUAUGAGUGAAAUAAGGCAGUUAUUGUAUAUAUAUAUAUAUAUAUAUAUAUAUAUAUAUAUAUAUAUAUAUAUAUAUAUAUAUAUAUAUAAAGGUGAAUGUUGUAGGAAUGAGUGUAAUAGGAUUGCUUUAUGUGCCAGAAAAGUCUGCAGAGAGACAUGAAGGUUAUUGAAAAAACAGAUUCAGGAAAAGAAAAAUUUGUGUUGAUCACAUUAUUGCUGUUAGAAUUAUAUUAGAGGAGUUCUACUUAAGAUGAAAAGUUGUAUGCAAUAUUAUGACCUUUAGAAAGCACAUAAUAAGAUGGAUAAAGAAAAUCUUUAGAGUGUUAUCAAAAUGUAUAGUAUGGGAGGAUCCUUUAUAGAAGGGAUAAAGGAUGUUAUAGGGAUGCAAGUGUACGAGUGAAGAAAGAGCUAGGAAGGAGCUUUGCUACAGGGAGUGAAGGAAGGUAGAAAUGUAUAAUAUUUACAGGGCUGUUUAAUAGUUUUAUGACUGGCUGUA
This is a messenger RNA of Portunus trituberculatus (swimming crab), 11317 nucleotides long. Its product is annotated as golgin subfamily B member 1-like. The coding region runs from base 159 to 8732 and encodes 2857 amino acids. The record is from RefSeq and is a predicted model, not a curated record. The transcript is spliced from 12 exons. NCBI's taxonomy places the organism in Eukaryota, Metazoa, Arthropoda, Malacostraca, Decapoda, Portunidae.